UCAUAGACAUUACAUUGUGCUUAAUUUUUAUAAAUAUUACGUAUACUUUAAUUAAUUAACAACACCAAAAUGCGGACAAAAAAUCCCAUGGCCAAAAAGCCACAGCAAAUAUUAUUUUCAAAAAACACAUAUGGUCCAUGGGUGAAAGUUGAAAAUUGGGACUUUGCGAAUCACGCUGAAAAGAAAGACAAUUAUGUGUAUCGAGAUUAUUUAAGUAAUCAUGUCAGUACUUACAACCGUUGGGGAAACCAGGAUCAAGGUGUAGGGAAAACUGAAACUGGACAUAUGCUAGAACAGGUUUUUACAAAAACAGAACCGAUUUAUGCUUUCAAGCCCUUGGUUAAUUUUACUUCGUAUCCCUGUACUGAUACCCCAGGAAGAAAUAAAUUAAUGAAAAAAGCCAACUUAGCAGAAUUACCGCAUGAUUUUGGUGUAAUGGACUAUAUAAGUACACAACAAAAUGACUAUAGAAGUCCUUAUCCCGGAGUUACAAGACCGCUGACAAUGUCUUCCCCUCCAUGGUUACUAAAUCGAGUUAUUCGUUCCGACCUAACUCAUAACCACGGCACUGCUCCACCGAGAGGAGAUUACCAAUGUUUGGAUACACAUACACCUAUUGGGCACAUACGAGAAAUGAGGCUCUUCCGAUAUCAAUCGUUUGAUCCAGCCACCUGCGUUCAAGAUUUUCCGAAAUUAAAAUAAAUGUGGUCUUUAAGACGCGAAAUAAAAAAAGGUAAUAAAAAAAAGUAUUUAUUCAAUCAUACCAGUCACAAAUAUACUUAACUAAAUAAUAAAUCAACUUGAAAAAAUUAGGAGAAAACAAAACCUAUAAACUCCCAUAAAGCAAACUUCUUGAGAUCUAAUAAACUUAAUUUUGUUAUAUUGGUAUAUUUAUUAUAUAUCUUUAAAAAAACUUGUAUUAGAUUGAAUUAAGGGCACCUAUGCGAAAAGAUUAUGAUACUCCAUAUUGCCACCUUUCAUUUAGUUUACUGAUAAUCAUAACAAUUUCUGUGCCAAUAGUUUACUUUAAUUAACAUCAUUUUUAUACAUAAGCAUAAACUAAUUACACUUAGUAUAUCAGUUAACAUAAUCAUAGAACUAAAUUUAAAUUAUACAACUAAUAAGACAAUA
Pieris brassicae (large cabbage white) is the source of this 1131-nucleotide messenger RNA. RefSeq lists its product as uncharacterized. NCBI's taxonomy places the organism in Eukaryota, Metazoa, Arthropoda, Insecta, Lepidoptera, Pieridae. The transcript has 3 exons. Bases 70 to 702 code for a protein of 210 amino acids. The record is from RefSeq and is a predicted model, not a curated record.